AUGGAUACAAAUAUUACAGACACUACAUCAACUACAACGCUUCCAACUACAGCCGGUACAAACACGAGUUCCUCGACUACAACUGCGAUAGUUGCACCUGCUACAGCUCCAGUAAUGUCUACACAAGUUUCUACAUUCCAGUUUUCCGUUGAACCUUUUAACCAGACAGCUACAAAAUGGUCCAGGUGGGUAAAACGGCUGGAAGGAGCAUACAAAGUUUUUAAAAUUCCAGAGGAAAUGAAAUUGCCCUAUUUACUACAUUACAUGGGGUCGGAAGCAUACGAUACACUGUGUGAUAAACUAGCUCCAGAGGUCCCUGAAGACAAGUCAUAUGAGGAUACAGUUAAGUUAAUGGAUAAUUUUUACAACCCUGCACCACUUGAAAUUGCUGAAAUAUUUAGGUUUCAAUCAAAAAGACAAGCAGAAGGCGAAAGUAUACAAGAAUACCUACAUUCUCUACAGAAACUUGCCAUAAACUGCAACUUUUCCACAUAUUUAAAAAGUGCUAUACGAAAUCAGUUUGUUUUUGGUUUACAGUCAAAGAGGAUUCAAGCCAGACUAUUAGAAACAAAGGGAUUGGACUUGGACCGAGCCGUAGAAAUUGCAGCAAGCAUGGAAACUUCAGAAAAGGAUAGUAAUCAAUUUUCUCACAACAAUAAUUACAAUCAGGCUAGUAUAAAUGUUUUAAAUGCGAAAGCAAAAAUCUCUCUAAUAAUAACUAAACUACUUUAA
Molecule: messenger RNA, 732 nt
Organism: Diabrotica virgifera virgifera (western corn rootworm)
Lineage: Eukaryota; Metazoa; Arthropoda; Insecta; Coleoptera; Chrysomelidae
Exons: 1
Coding region: 1-732 (243 amino acids)
Source: RefSeq, a predicted model, not a curated record